This is a messenger RNA of Elephantulus edwardii (Cape elephant shrew), 1602 nucleotides long. RefSeq names its product flavin containing monooxygenase 5 (gene FMO5). Gene Ontology annotation, molecular function: NADP binding; flavin adenine dinucleotide binding; N,N-dimethylaniline monooxygenase activity. NCBI's taxonomy places the organism in Eukaryota, Metazoa, Chordata, Mammalia, Macroscelidea, Macroscelididae. The transcript is spliced from 8 exons. The record is from RefSeq and is a predicted model, not a curated record. The coding region runs from base 1 to 1602 and encodes 533 amino acids.
AUGGCCAAGAAAAGAAUUGCCGUGAUUGGGGGAGGGGUGAGCGGUCUGACUUCUAUCAAGUGCUGCCUGGAAGAAGAUUUGGAACCUGUCUGCUUUGAAAGGUCAGGCGACAUCGGAGGCCUCUGGAGAUUCCAGGAAAAUCCAGAAGAAGGAAGGGCCAGUAUUUACAAAUCAGUGAUCAUCAAUACUUCUAAGGAGAUGAUGUGCUUCAGUGACUAUCCCAUCCCAGAUCAUUAUCCCAACUUCAUGCACAACUCUCAGGUCCUGGAGUACUUCAGGCUGUAUGCCAAAGAAUUUAACCUUGUAAAAUAUAUUCGAUUCAAGACCACUGUGUGCAGUGUGAAGAAGCGGCCUGACUUUGCUACUUCAGGUCAAUGGGAAGUGGUCACAGAGUCUGAAGGGAAAAAGGAGAUGAACAUCUUUGAUGGAGUCAUGGUUUGCACUGGUCACCACACCAAUGCUCAUCUACCCCUGGAAAGCUUCCCAGGGAUUGAGAAGUUCAAAGGACAAUACUUUCACAGUCGAGAAUAUAAGAACCCAGAGGCCUUUGCUGGAAAGAGGGUCAUUGUAAUUGGCAUUGGAAACUCUGGAGGGGAUCUGGCUGUGGAAAUCAGUCACAUAGCCAAGCAGGUUUUCCUCAGUACCAGGAGAGGGGCUUGGAUCCUGAAUCGUGUGGGGGACCAUGGCUAUCCUAUUGAUAUAGUAGUUAAUUCUCGACUUAAAUAUUAUAUAAAGAAUAUACUUAAUGAAUCAUUAGUAAACACAUUUUUGGAAAGAAAGAUGAACCAGAGGUUUGACCACGCACUGUUUGGCCUGAAGCCUAAACACAGAGCUCUAAGUCAACAUCCAACAGUAAAUGAUGACCUUCCAAAUAGAAUAAUUUCUGGUUCAGUGAAGAUCAAAGGAAAUGUGAAGGAAUUCACAGAGACAGCUGCCAUAUUUGAAGAUGGCUCUAGGGAAGAUGACAUCGAUGCAGUUAUUUUUGCUACAGGCUACAGCUUUGCCUUUCCUUUUCUUGAUGACUGUGUCAAAGUGGUUAAGAACAAGGUAUCCUUGUAUAAAAAGGUCUUCCCUCCUAACCUGGAAAAGCCAACUCUUGCAAUCAUAGGCCUGGUUCAGCCCUUGGGAGCAAUUAUGCCAAUUUCAGAACUUCAAGGACGCUGGGUCACCCAAGUAUUUAAAGGGCUAAAGACAUUGCCCUCGAAAAAUGAAAUGAUCACAGAAAUAUCCAAAGUUCAAGAAGAAAUGGAAAAAAGAUACGUAACUAGUCAACGCCAUACUAUUCAGGGAGACUACAUGGAUACCAUGGAAGAACUUGCUGAGCUGGUGGGAGUCAAGCCCAAUCUACUAUCCUUGGCCUUCACUGACCCCAGGUUGGCCUUGUAUUUAUUAUUGGGACCCUGUACUCCAAUUCAGUAUCGUCUCCAGGGCCGUGGAAAAUGGAACGGUGCACGAAAAGCUAUCCUUGCUACGGAUGAUCGGAUCAGGAAACCUCUGAUGACAAGAGUUGUGGAAAAGAAUGACUCCAUGACCUCAGCAAUGACAAUGGUCAAGAUUAUGUUGGCUGUUGCUUUCUUUGCUAUAAUUAUGGGCUAUUUUUAG